UCGUGUUAGUAGUUUAAGCGACCACCAACAAGUGAAUGAAAACACCCAAGUAAAAAUCCAGAGAAAUACAAGAAAAACCCAAUAAAAGGAGAAAGAAGAAAGAAGAAGAAGAAGAAAUAGAUCCAGGGGAUAUAGACUAUACGAAAGUCUAAAACCCUGUAAAAGAAGAAAGAAGAAGAAGAAGGAGAAGAAAAAUCCAGAAAUGCCAUUAAUAUGAGUUCAAAUCACAAGUACCAGACUUCCCCCCCUCCCUCUCGGGCCCAGAGUCCUUCAACACCGGUUGGGACCACCACAGUCCCCUUAAGUUAUAGGUCAGCGUCUCCAUUGCCAACACCCGUAGCCCACAGACACGACUGUAUGACGGCUGCAGCAAAACGCUACAAGUACCUGCGGCGACUUCUAAAGUUCCGUCAGAUGGACUUUGAGUUUGCAGCGUGGCAGAUGAUUUACUUGUUUGUGUCUCCACAGAAAGUCUAUAGAAAUUUUCAGUACAGGAAACAAACAAAGGCCCAGUUUGCCAGAGAUGAUCCAGCUUUUGUAGUUCUUCUUUGCUUCUGGCUGUGCAUAACUUCUGCUGGCUUUGCCCUGGUAUUGAAACUGGGCGUGGGGAGCUUCCUGAGGUUCUUAGUGUACACAGUGUGUGUAGACACCCUCCUCAUGGGUGUUUUGGUGGCCACCAUUCUUUGGGCUGUAACCAAUCACUAUUUAGUGAAGCCAACCUGCAGGGACCAAGAUGUGGAAUGGGGCUACGCAUUUGACGUUCACCUCAACGCGUUCUUCCCGCCCCUCAUUAUCCUCCAUUUCUUUCAGCUUUUCUUCUAUCAUGUUUUCAUUAGCCAGGACUGGUUUAUUUCACGAUUGUUUGGAAAUCUUUUGUGGGUUCUAGCUAUUGGCUACUACAUCUACAUUACAUUCCUAGGCUAUAGUGCACUACCCAUUUUGAAACAGCCAAGAGUAUUCCUGUAUGCAUUACCUCUCCUGGUGGUGUUCUUCCUGUUGAGUCUGGCCUUCGGGAUGAACUUGUGUGGCACCCUCAUGGAUUUCUAUAGCUACCGUGUACUCUGAAAAUAUUGGCAGCUCACCCUGUUGCCGAUGGCCAUUUUUCUUUUUUUCUUUUUUCUUUUUUUUUCUUUUUUUUCUCUCUUUUUUUUCUCUCUUUUUUUUUCUUCUUCUUUUUUUCAUUUUUCUUUGUCUCUCCCCUUAAUAUCUCAUCCAUAGGUGUGAAGAAAUAUUUAUUUUAUGAAGUUAAAUUUUCAAAUUGAGUAAAAUAGGGAUUGAUAAGUAAUUAUUUUUAUCUCUCUCUUCUCUCUCUCCUUCGCCUCCAUCUCCUCCCUCUCCCUCCUCUCCCGUUC
Penaeus monodon (black tiger shrimp) is the source of this 1352-nucleotide messenger RNA. RefSeq names its product protein unc-50 homolog (gene Unc50). NCBI's taxonomy places the organism in Eukaryota, Metazoa, Arthropoda, Malacostraca, Decapoda, Penaeidae. Bases 214 to 1065 code for a protein of 283 amino acids. The record is from RefSeq and is a predicted model, not a curated record. The transcript has 8 exons. Gene Ontology annotation, cellular component: Golgi membrane.